AUGCCUACUCUCAUCAGUAAACAAAACACAGAUUGUGCCUCAGAACCAAGUAAUUCAGAGCUGGUGGUCGAGCAAGAAGAGGCUACUGUCAAAAAGGUAACAGUCCCACGACAUGUUCGACUCAGCCAAUAUGAAAGUCAGUGCGAGGACCUGAUAUAUUACUUACAAACGAACAAAUGCAGACCAGGACUCUCAAAAAAGGAAAUCAGAAACAUAAAGAACAAGGCAGUAACACACAAGUUUAAUUCAACCAGUAAGUGUCUAUAUAAUAUAUAAUUAAAAACCUUAUAGUUGUAGCAGCUUGUGGGCUACUUUAUACUGUAUCUGUAAGACUACAAUUGAUCAGUUUUAUAUGCAAUUUAUUUACCAAGCCAUGCUUUGAGGGAGAGGGAGAACAUGCUUUGCAACCGACUGGUGCAAGAUUGUUUAUUAGAGAGUGACAGAGAUAGUUUUUAAAUUUCCUACAUUUCUACUGCUAUAUAUGUUGUGAAAUGAGAAAAUCACAAAUUCUACAAUUAUUAUUUUUUUCUUUUAAUAUUAGAUAAUGAAUUGAUAUAUGUUGGACAGAAAAAGGACCUGAAGAAGAGAGUUGUCACCGAGUUGGAAGAAAUCAAAGACAUCCUAAACCAGUAUCACUCAAAUGAAUUGCGGUCGUUUCGCCAACGAGUCGUUUCGCCAACUGUCAGUUCGCCAACGUCUCGGGUCGAUUCGCCAACGUUUCCUCACGUUCUUAUGUCAGUUCGCCAACGUUACAUAGUUCAUACAUGGAUAUAUAAAUCUAUUAAUGUUUGUAGAGAAUAACCGAAAUAGCGAAUUCUCCCGAUAUUUAUUUUUAGACGGUGUAAAACAGGUUUAAUCAGCGGACGCUAAACAAGUAAUUUUUCGUAGGGCCUUAAACUCACGAAAUGUGAAAGUUUUUAUGCAUAUGAUAUACCAUUCAAGUAACACAACUGAAGAGUUUUCAAACAACAAUACGAAGAUUAACUAUACUCUGCACUAACAAAAUUCCACAAUAGAGCAUAGAACAAUAACCAAGGUUAGACACGGCUGGUGACGCUUUUGAUCGCCAACGUUCCAACAUAUUUUCUACAAACAUUGUUUGUGUUUCAUGGUUUCACAUUAUAAAGACGUGAACUAUUAAAUGACCAUGGAUUGUAAAAUAAUUGUAAACCAUGGAUUGUUUAUUUUACAAUCCAUGAUUAAACGUUGCGUUGGCGAACUGACAUAAGAACGUGAGGAAACGUUGGCGAAUCGACCCGAGACAUUGGCGAACUAACAGUUGGCGAAACGACUCGUUGGCGAAACGACCGGUUACCACUCAAAUCCUAUUGGUGGGCAUAGUGGGUAUCAAUAACACACUGGCUAAAAUUUCGCAGUAUUACACAUGGCAUGGUAUGAAAGCAGAUGUCACAGAAUACGUAAGUCACAAGAACAUAUGUAUAUGGUAUUUAUUACAGGCCUAGGAAAUAUAUUUCUCUACAUGGCAGCAAAAUCCAAAAAUAAACAUUUCAGGUGUAAGUCAAAUAUAUAAAACUUCCUGCAUAUAUGGAUUCCAAAGCCGUACAAUGCCACACAUUGUGAUAAACCCAGUCUCAACUUGCAACAUGCUUUUGUAAACAAUGAGUAAACCUCUGGCAGUAUUAGACAAAUUGCCAUUGCAUUGAUUAAAUUAAUCCUGUAUACAACAUUUCCCACUUAUCAUGUGAUAUAAGACAGACAAUUAUGAGUAACUAAAAAGUUGUGGGUGACAGAAUGAGUUAAUAGAGAUAUUUAUCUUCUAAACAGUGCCAGACUUGUGAUCGUUGUCAACGAUUUGAGAAGAUAAAAACUCAGGCACCAGAAUUGAAAUCAAUCAAGGUCAAUGAACCUAUGGAAUUGGUUGGAAUGGAUCUCAUUGGUAAUAUAGAUAUGACUGUACAACAUACAUAUCUGGUACAUGGUGACAUCAAUGCAUAUAGACAUGUGCAAAGUGUUGUGGAGUCACAUUGCUCAAACGACCACAAGGAAAGUGAGCUUAACUGCAUUAUUGUUAAGCAGCACUCAAUGCCACUCAUACAGGGAUGGAAAAAAUAGCCUCGCAGGAAAUUCUAAACAGCUAACACAUAUAUUUUGUUUGUUCUUCUAGAUUAUUUAAAAUAUUUUUAAUUACUUUUCUCUAACAUUUCGGAUUCUUCUAAGACACCAUUUUCAUCUUGUAUCAGCUGCAUGAUCAUGUGAUUGAAAACAUUACUUAGAUGUUUGAAAUUUGGAUAAGAAAAAUCCUUACUAACAGUAUCCUGUUUAUUGUUCCGUGUUUAGGACCUCUUCCAACAACUUUGGAAGGAUUCAAAUAUGUCCUCACUUUUACAGACUACUUCAAAAAAUUUGUGGAUUCUUUCCCACUGAAGGAGAAAGCUGCUGCUGGAAUUGCAAGGUGUAUUCAAACCUUUGUUUGCAGGUCAGGAAAAUUCCAUUAAUUGUAUGUAACUAUAAAUAAACUAAACUUAUACUGUAUUACAUAAACUAAAAAUAUGUUGUGAACAUAUGCAGUAUAUUUAGUCACCACUUCAGUAAAUAUGUGAAUUUUUUUAUAGGUGGGGUGCUCCUUGUAGAUUAUUAUCUGACCAAGGCCGCAAGUUUGUUGCAAACGUAAGUCUACAUUUUAACUGUUGCAAAUUGUCAAGUACUACUCAUAUAUAGAUGAUUUCAUUGUUUUCACCAAGGGUGGAUUUUCAUAUUUUUCUCUGGGGGAUGAACAUAAUAUUUCUAUCUUACUUAACAGUAGUUUAAUUUAGUGCAUUUAAAUUUUGACAGGGGGAUGCACAUUUUUGUUGGGGGUGCACACAAAAUCCGUUCUUGGUUUUCACAUUGUUUGUUAUUCUUAUAAAUGCAAAUUUUCCCCAAAAAAUCGUAAUGCAUGUAUAGUGCUGUAUAUAAUUAGUUUGCAAUGUGAUACUUGAGCAUGCUUCCCCCUUUUCAUUAAUUCUAGGUUAAUAACGUGGUAUGUGAAAAGUUAAACAUCGAACGGUCUGUGACAAGUGCCUACCACCCAAUGGCGUAACGCAACUGCUGGGGGCCCUCCGUCAAUUGGCCACUUUGGGCCCCUUUGCUCCACUAAAAAUAGGCUCCAAAAAUUUUUCUCGGAACAAUUUAUUCUUGGCGACCUCCCCCCCGUCGCCAAAAAUUUUUCGGACAUUGUACCAUUUUAGGGGUCCAAAAUUUUUUCCGGACAUACCCAAUGAACUUGCAAUUAAUUCAUUCUAGUAUCUCGUCCUUUACCUCAGCCGCGACGCACUUAAUCCGUCUCAGCUUCGGGAAAUUUCUCGACGGAUUUUGCCUUUUCCAGCGAAUUUUUUUUUUUAUUCAAUUCAAUUAAUUCAAUUCCCCAGAAAUGUGCUAUCAAAUUUUUUAAGGUCAUUUUUGUCGGAGGCCCCUAAUGUUUGGGGGCCCCCCAUCACUGGACACCCUGACACCCUCCCGUUACGCCACUGCUACCACCCGCAAACGAAUGGGUUGGAUGAACGUACCAAUCAGACCCUGAAGGUUCGCCUUUCCAAACUGGUAAAUGAACAUCAGAACAACUGGGAUCAAUUUUUGGAGGAAGUUGCAUUCUCAAUUAGCACACAAAAGCAAGGAUCUACCAAAUAUAGUCCAUUCUUUCUGAUGUUUGGUCGUCAUACUAGAACUCCAAUGGAGGUAGUUAUAUAUUAUACUAAUAAUUUGAUUGGCUAAGAGCAGUGCAAUUUUUUUAAAUAAAGUACAAAAAAAAAAGAAAUAAAGUACCAAAAAAGAAAUGAAGUACAAACUUUUUUCUCCUUUAUGUUUACAUGUUAAAACAUUUCGAAAUAUUUUCUUUUUAAUACAUUUUGACAGUUGUUGUUCUGUUUACAUGUUGUUGUUCAAAUUAUCGAUAUAUUAUUUUGCAUUUGACUCGCCUGCAUACAUGUAUGUGAUUAAUAAAUUUUUGUGUAUAUUAUUAAUAAGUAAUAGUAUACCUUCUCAUGCAACUUGGAAAAACAGGCACUCAUGAGUUUUUCACUUUUGCAGUGUUUGCAAUUUUGAAGUCACUUGUGCAUGCUUUUUUUUCCAAAUUGCACUUGAAACCAUACCAUUACCUAUACAUUCAAAUAAGUAAACAAUAUCUCAUUGUAAAACAUGAAUAAGACAAAGCUGUGUAUAGCAGUAAUCUGAUUUUGCAGAUGGAAGAGGACCAUGUCAUUGUAGAGGAACAACUCAAUGAUGAUGACUUAGAACAGAUGGUUAUGGCAAGAGUUUCUAAGAUGGCAAAUAUCAACGAAAAGGUUAAUAUUGAACAGUUUGUAUAUUGCACCUAA
Messenger RNA from Paramuricea clavata, 4313 nucleotides. Lineage: Eukaryota; Metazoa; Cnidaria; Anthozoa; Malacalcyonacea; Plexauridae. The record is from the annotation of a GenBank genome assembly.